AUGGCAGGAGCUUGCAUCACUCCUCCAUAUCCCACUCUCCUUUCAAAGAAACCUCUUCUUUUAGCUUCUGCCUUAACCACACCCCGCCCAAGAAAACUUACAAAGAGGAAAAACUAUCUCCGCCCCAAAAUACUCAAAACCACUACUAAUAAACCCUACAUUAUACCCCAUAAACCGCCGGAAAAUCAAGAACUACGGCUUUUGGAAGUUUCAGACCCCAAAGGAACUGUUAAUGACACUGAAAGUACAUUCUAUGAAACCCCACUUCAACAAACCCACAUUUUGCCCUCCGACCAAGCCGCCGGCGACGAGCUGACAACGUCGGAAAAUCAAGAACUCCGGCUUUCGGAAGUUUCAGGUCCCUCAGGAGCUGUAAAUGCCGCUACAGGUACCUUUGGUAAAAGUUCGUUGCUGAAAUUUGGGUUAUGGGUUUUUGGAGCCUUUGUAUUUCAAACGGUUUGUGCUAUUUGGGUAUUUGGGUCAGCUGAUUAUAGUGGCAAAAAUGGAAGUUUGGAUCGUAAUGACUAUAAAAAUGAAGUCCUGGAGUUGGAUACGAAAGGUAAAAGUAAGUACAAAAUGAGAAUGUUAGUGAAUGGGGAUGGAAAGCAGAGUAUUGAAAAUGGGGGAAUUGUUUUUGUGGACGAGGCUGAAAUGGAGAAGAAGAUUGAGGAAAUUCAACAUAUGGCAAGGGAGGCAAGAGAGAAGGAAAGGUUGGAGUCGAAGGGCGGUGACGUUGAUGAGGAGCACGAGGAAGAAAUUGAGGAUAGUGAUGUUAAAAUGGGGAUAAAAAAGGAAGUUGAUGAACGGUUAAUCAAGCUGAAAAAGAGACUGGGAAAGCUUAGCAAUAAACAGCCUUCAAAUUCUGUUGGUAAAAAUGACAGGGAUGAUGGUAAAUUAGAUGAUAAAGAGCUAAGUGCUGCUUUAAUAUUUAAAAGAAAGCAGAAAUUUAGAGAUUUCGCCAGCAAACCAAGUAAUAAACCAAAGGGUUUUAUGGCCCUUGACCAUCAAAGCGUUGAUACAAAUGGAGAUAAAACAUUGAAAGGCAACAACGAAGUGCUAAAGAAUGGAAAUGGAGAAGGUGGUAUCGGUGUGUCAGGUGAUGAUGAGGUAGACCUGCUCGCCCUUGAUUCUCACACUGAAGAUGCAGAAACCGAAUCACCUGUAUGGGUGAAGAAAUCUUCCGAAAACAAGGCGAGGGGAGAAAGGAGUGUUAAAAAAGUCGAAGGUGGAAAAGUUGAUGUUAUCAAAGCUGUCAAGACGAACUCAUUGGAGAAGAGCGGAAGGAAGAAAAAAGGAAUUGCGUCAGACUUAGAGGAAUCUGAACCAGAAAUUGAUAUUUCUGUAGAUAGAAACAAUGGGAGCAGUUUGUUUGAAGCUGUAGACUCAAACGAAUCAAGCAUUCAGGAGACUUCAACUAUUUCAAAUACUGGAAAUACAUUGGUUGAAGCUAUGGACUCAAGAGAAUCACGUCGUCUGAAGAGUACUACAAUGAUGAACAGACACAAGAAGUCAAAUAGAAAUGGAACUUCAAAUAUGAAGGAGGUUAAGGACCAAAAAGCAGUGAAACCAAAGGAGGGUACGAAAUCAGGAAAUGAUACUGACAUUUGGUGGUUCAGUCUUCCUUAUGUUCUUGCUAUACGCAUGCGGAGAGGUCAUGAUGAUGAAGGAACAGAAGGAUUAUUUGCCUUAAAAAGUAGCUCUCAAGUGAAUGGUAGCUUAUCUCAUACAGUCGCCUUUGAAGAUCGUGGUGAUGCCACCAAUUUUUGUUAUCUCUUACAGUCCUUCUUUGACGACUUGGGAGAUUUCAGUGCUGAAAUUGUCCCUUUACCAGUUAAAGAACUUAGUGAGGCAAUUAGAUCACAUACUAUGAAGGUAAUCGUUGUGAAGAAGGGGAAACUGAAGCUUUAUGCUGGACAACCAUUAGCUGAUGCUGAGAUGGCUUUGCGCUCAUUGGUAGAACAAGAAUGAAGGGUUUCUAUAGAAAAGGAUUAGACCUUUGUCGCUGGAGAAAUUUUGGGGAUAUCGUGGCAUCUAUGAUAGUGAGAGAUUGAGUCCGCCUGAAUCCUUGGUUGCAACAGAUAUUGAAUCCACCUGAAUCCUUGGUUGCAGUAGAUACGAGAAUGAGGGUCUCUAUCGUACUGAUGGAUCUUUCCGAAGAGCAUUUUAUCUAUUGGGGAUACAAUCUUGUUUUGGAAUCCUUGGUUGCAGUAGAUACAACAAUGAGGGUCUCUAUCUUUACUGAUGGAUCAUUUCGGAAGAACAUUUUAUCUAUGUGGGAUACAAAAUCUUUAUUUGGAGUCCGUGGUUGAGAAUGAGGAUUUUCUAUCUUACAGAUGGAUCAUUUCGGAAGAGCAUUUUUUUACCUAUGUGGUGGUCUCAAUCUUGUUUUGCUGUAAGAUCAAAUAGAGCCUUUUCUUUUUCUUUUAGAAAGGGCUGCACCCCCCCCC
Lycium ferocissimum is the source of this 2447-nucleotide messenger RNA. RefSeq lists its product as uncharacterized. The coding region runs from base 1 to 1968 and encodes 655 amino acids. The record is from RefSeq and is a predicted model, not a curated record. The transcript has 5 exons. Lineage: Eukaryota; Viridiplantae; Streptophyta; Magnoliopsida; Solanales; Solanaceae.